Molecule: messenger RNA, 806 nt
Organism: Triticum urartu
Lineage: Eukaryota; Viridiplantae; Streptophyta; Magnoliopsida; Poales; Poaceae
Source: RefSeq, a predicted model, not a curated record
UUCCAACACAAGCAGUCGAUUCAUCCAAGCGAGUUGAGCAAUAGCAGUGAGAUUUACAGUGAUUUCAGUUCUUGUUUGUUCGUGAGACUGUGAGAGACAAGAGAAGAUGGCCUCCAACCAGAACCAAGCGAGCUACGCGGCCGGCGAGACAAAGGCCCGCACCGAGGAGAAGACCGGGCAGAUGGUGGGCAUCACCAAGGACAAGGCGGGGCAGGACACGGAGACCACGAAGCAGAAGGCCGGCGAGGCCAAGGACAAGACGGCCCAGACGGCGCAGGCCGCCAAGGACCGCGCCGCCGAGAGCAAGGACCAGACCGGCAGCUACCUCGGCGAGAAGACGGAGGCGGCCAAGCAGAAGGCGUCGGAGACGGCGCAGUACGCGCAGGAGAGGUCCUCCGACGCCGCGCAGUACACCAAGGAUUCCGCCGUCGCCGGCAAGGACAAGACCGGGAGCGUGCUCCAGCAGGCCGGCGAGACGGUGGUGAGCGCCGUGGUCGGCGCCAAGGACGCGGUGGCGAACACCCUGGGCAUGGGCGGUGACAACACCACCAAGGACACCACCACCACCAGGAAUCACUAGACGCAUGCGUUGGCGCUUAAUUUGCUUUGCUUUAGUCGUGUUUGGUCGUUCGCGGGCCUUCUACAUAUCUGUAUGUUUCCACUCUUUCGUGAUUUCAGCUCAUUUGGUGUAAAAGUUUGCCUUCGAUUUGAUGUACUCCUCGUGUCCGGUCCUGUAAUGAGUUAUAAUCGACGUACGACUUCACUCGAAGGCGGCUAUAAAGUUGUAUGUGAUCGAAUUUCUUCUA